Hermetia illucens (black soldier fly) is the source of this 881-nucleotide messenger RNA. RefSeq names its product pre-mRNA-splicing factor SPF27 (gene BCAS2). NCBI's taxonomy places the organism in Eukaryota, Metazoa, Arthropoda, Insecta, Diptera, Stratiomyidae. Gene Ontology annotation, cellular component: precatalytic spliceosome; catalytic step 2 spliceosome; Prp19 complex. Gene Ontology annotation, biological process: mRNA processing. The transcript is spliced from 2 exons. The record is from RefSeq and is a predicted model, not a curated record. The coding region runs from base 184 to 837 and encodes 217 amino acids.
CCUGUGGCAGCAGUGACCAGUUAAUGGAGAACACAAAGUGUAAACCAAUCAAGCGUAGGAAGCAACAACGAAUGUGAUUGUCAAUUGGAGGUAAGAAGUAAGCGGAUUUGACGUGUGUGUUGUUUGUUUACUUCCUGACGGUUUUCACGCUUGGGGAUUUAUUUCUUGAAGCACAAUUUCAUCAUGGCAGGCGAGGUAACAGUAGAUGCACUGCCAUACAUUGACCAUGGUUACGACGAGACCGGUGUUCGUGAAGCGGCCCUCGCUAUGGUGGAGGAAGAAUGUCGUCGUUAUCGUCCAACCAAAAACUACCUAGAUCACCUUCCCCUGAACACAUCAUCCUUCGAAACACCUAUGUUAAGCUACGAGUUUGAACGCAUACAAAGCAGAGUUCCCAUGGAAACCCUAAGCAUGAAAAGGUACGAACUUCCACCACCUCCGGCGGGAAGACUCUCCGAGAUAACGGCCUGGGCAGAAUCCGUGGAUAAUUCAAUGGCACAACUUGAACAUCAGGCGGUCCGCGUUCAAAACCUAGAUUUGAUGCUGGAGUACGGAACAGAGUCGUGGAAAGCGUACUUGGAGGUGUUCACGGCGCUAUUGGCCAAGGCCCAGAUCCAAUUGCAAGCACUCAAAAAGGAGAUUCAGGACGUGAAUUGGCAACGAAAACUUGCCCAAACACAGGCCGGUGACAAACUGCGGUCGCUGGAGGCACACUGGGUCAUGCUUGUUUCGAAAAAUUAUGAAAUUGAAGAGGAGUGCGCUGCGUUGGAGAAACAAAUUGAGGAAAUAAAGGCGAAGAUGAAGAAGCGGAAUGAAAGCGCGGAUAACGGAGAUUAGUGGAUUGUUUUUAAAUUGUUUGAUGAGUAAAAUUACCCCUUACA